AUGUCGGGGACGAACCUGAAGGAGUUCCUGAAGAAGUACGGCCGGGUGGGCGUGGCCGUGCACUUCGGGUACUACGGAGUCUUCCUCGCCGGUAUUUACGCCGCCCUGAAGUCCAAUGUGGACGUCACAGGGAUGCUGAAGAAGACGGGGCUGCUGGGGCACAAGGAAGCGCAGCUGGACGAGGAGGGCAACAUGAUCAACUACGAGCCCUCGUGGCUCGAGAAGACCCUCGACUCGGGAGGCACGCUGGCGGUGGCGUUCGUGUGCAACAAGGCGCUCAUGCCGGUGCGGGGCACGGUGACCGUGGCGACGACGCCCUUCAUCGCGCGCGUGAUCGAGCGGUUGCGUGCCCGGAAAGCUGCUGCGCGCCCCUGA
This is a messenger RNA of Pedinophyceae sp. YPF-701, 375 nucleotides long. Lineage: Eukaryota; Viridiplantae; Chlorophyta; Pedinophyceae. The record is from the annotation of a GenBank genome assembly.